CUUAUCACCCAAACUUGAGUACUCUCUCAACCCAAACUCAAACCACCUCUUCAUAAGAAAAAAACUCCAAAAUUAAGAUGAAGACUCCUCCAAACAAGUUUCUCCUACUCCACUUAACACUUCUCUUCCUUUCUUCCAUCUACUUCUCCACAUCAAAUGCUGAUGAUGUUGAGUUCUCCUGCAAUGCCAAUGACAAAGCCACUCUCCUCAAAAUCAGAGACCAUUUCGGCGGCCCCAACGGCCGCCUCUCCGAUUGGGACAACAGUACAGACUGUUGUAGCGACUGGAGCUUCGUCGGGUGUGGCAAACCCCUACCUGGCCGAAUCACCGUCGUCACCAUCAGCCGUGGCUGGGGUCUUUCUGGUACGCUUCCAGCAGAGUUUGGCGACCUCCCAUAUCUUAACUUCCUCUCAUUGGCUGAAAUGCCCAAAGUAACCGGACCAAUCCCUAACUCUUUCAGCAAACUCAAAAGACUACAAAAACUUGACCUUGGUUCCAACAGUCUUAGUGGGCCGAUCCCCACUUUUCUAGGCCAGUUGAAGGGCUUACAGGAGUUUGAUUUGUCUAACAACCAGUUAUCCGGUGUUAUUCCCGCGUCGUUCGGCUCCAUACCGUCUCUUUCGCAGUUUAAUGUCAGCUUUAACCAACUGUGUGGUGCGAUACCUACUGGGUUGAACAAGUUUGCAAAGAGUUCGUUUGAUCAUAAUAAAUGCCUUUGUGGUGCUCCUUUAGCAGCUUGCAAGUGAGGCCUACCAGCAAGUAAAUAAAAGUAAUAUAUUUGAGUCAUUGUGUGAAAACUUUAUUUCCCUAAAAUAAUGUUACGUGUUCAGUAUUCAUGCAUAAAGAAUACUCCCACUGUAAUACUCCUAUUAUCUCUUUUGGUAAUAUGGGCUUUAAUCGUUAUGUAUUUUUUCCAAUUGUGCUGUGAUUUUCAUGUAGUUUUUCCGAUUGUACUUUAAUUGUAAUUCCAAUGAUGGAAUCAAUCUUUUGUUAACCAUUGAAAUAAAUUGUAUUAAAGCUUUCA
Molecule: messenger RNA, 1024 nt
Organism: Medicago truncatula (barrel medic)
Lineage: Eukaryota; Viridiplantae; Streptophyta; Magnoliopsida; Fabales; Fabaceae
Product: polygalacturonase inhibitor 1
Exons: 1
Coding region: 78-746 (222 amino acids)
Molecular function (GO): protein binding
Source: RefSeq, a predicted model, not a curated record